Pocillopora meandrina is the source of this 24463-nucleotide messenger RNA. The record is from the annotation of a GenBank genome assembly. Lineage: Eukaryota; Metazoa; Cnidaria; Anthozoa; Scleractinia; Pocilloporidae.
AUGGAGGCCAUAAUGAAAGAUGACCAUCAGAUUGAUCAUUUGGAAGUUGGUUUGCAAACUCCUGACAAGACUAUUUACACCGUUAUUCCAUCCAAGUUCCUUUGGACAACGCAACGUUACGUAGGUAAGAGAUAUUCUACCUUAUAUCCCGAAAGACUAAUAAGUUCAAAUAAGGGAUAAAUUAAAGGCGUAAAAUAAGAAGCGGUACAAAAAAAAGUUAUUGUCAGUUUAGACUAAAGUCCAACAUUGUUAUACUUUGACACCAAUGGCUACUACUACUAGUAGUUGUAAAUUUAGAGUAUUUUCCAAUCAUAAAUUAGAAUUACAAGAUGUUACGAUCAACAACAACUCACCGCGUUGGCCGCCAUAUUGAACAACUUCAACGUUAAUAAUUUAUGCCACAAAACUAAGUCUGAGUUUGUCUAAGCAUCACAGUUCUCAAGAAAAGCAAAGCUGAAAAAUAUGUAAUAUGAAAAAUAUACUUUUAGACAGUAUAUGACUUACGUUUUGUUUGUUAACAGUGCACAAUAUGACACAGCAGUCGCUUUUAUUAAAAACUGCGGCAGGAGCUGGUGCAAAAGCAGGUCUUUCAUUUGGAAAAAAAUUAGCGAUGGCAAGUGGCAAAAAGGCAGGAGAAGAGGCUGGCACCCUGGCUGGAAUGCAGGCGGGAGCAUCAGCUGGUGCUAAAGCAGGCGAAAAGGCUGCUAUUGAAACAAUGACAGAAGCACUGGAAGAAGCUUUAAAUUCCUUUCACGGCGACAACCUGCACAAAUUUAAAAUCAAUGUUAAGGAUGGAAGGGUGGUUUCUGUAACCGGUCCCGGAAUAGGGGAAGUUACAGUCAAAAGGAAAGAGAAAGGAAUGAUAGGAGGUAAAGUAGGAGAGGGGGGAGGUGGAAAGGAAGGAAGUGUUGGAGAAAUGAGGGGAGGCGUUCGUGAGGCUGCGGGUAGAGGUAAGAGCGGUGGAGCAGAGGCAGGUGGAAACGGUGGAGGAAGGGAAGAAGGAGGCAAAGGAGGAAGAGGGGGAGAAGCAACAAAGAAGGUAACAACAGGAGAAGAAGCAGGAAGCAUAGGUAGUGAAAGGGCAGAGGGUGGAUGGGGAAGUGGAGGAACCGGAUGGGAAGGCGCAGAAGGCCUGUCCGUCACAAGUAAUGCGGGAAAACAAUCAGCUUUUAGUUCAAACAGCAGUGCUAUUGCUAGAGGGGGGAUCAAUGCCGCUGCUGGAAAGAGCGCAGGAAGACAAGAGAAGACAAAAACUAACUAUACUCCUUACCGAGAUGUGACGUAUAUUCCAAAAGUAGGAGAGCUCCCUCAGGAAAUGGCCGGAUCACUUGUCUGGAGAGUUGGAGCUGCUUCCAAAAGUGAGUUUUUCUCGGUCAGUUUCAAUCUUCAAAAAGCUUAUCUCUUUGCAAUUGUUUUGACAGUUUAGUCAUCACUAACAUAAGUCCCCUCAUUCAUCCUAUCUCAGUUGUGGAUAAGGCUAUGUACACGAUUCACUCAUGGCACGUACCGUUCUCUCAGGAGAACUUCACCUUGAACUAUUGUUGGAAAUCAACAGAUGGCCAGUUGUUCAUAAAACCCGAUUGUCAGGUAUUCAUCGCACAUGUCCCCGCUUUGUACCAAAAAACUAACGAAGACCGAGACAGUGUCUCUUUUGAAUCUGCUUGCUUUCCUGGUUAUUUCCUGAGGCAAAAGAACUACCACUUUCUGAUACAGAAGAGGGAUGGAUCAGAACUUUUUGGUAAGAAGAGGGUCACUUUUUUUAAGAAAAAUAUUCUAACUUGGAUAGAUUAGCAAAAUGUAGGAGUGAAAAAAAUUUCAUCUAGAAAUUUGAAGUGCACUUGAAACAAAUAAUUGGAAUUAGCUGUCAUAAAAUUUCAUAAAAAUAAACCAGGUAAUAUCCAAAUUACUAAUGAGUUUUAUUUAGAAAGAAUAACUGAUCUUUAUCUAAACUAGAAUGAUAACCAUGUUUUUGUAGAAAAAUUUUGAAAAGUGCAUGGGCAUUUCUCAAAAUUAGCCCCAGGAAUUCUGUCUGAAAAGAAGCUCACAUGAUUCUCAGCGCGAAUAUAUCUAGUUUGUUUUCAUCCUAUAUCAGCCUGCUCCUGGAAUUCUUUUUAUCACUCAUUUUAAAUGUUUGUUUUCAGAAAAAGACAGUUCAUUCUAUGCUUAUUCAGUUAUGAAGCAUACAAGAAAUAUUUUGUUCAACUCGAUGCACAAUGACUGGUACAUCUGCGAAAGUAUUCCUGUUGGAAAAACGGAGACGAGACUUAGAAUCGAACUCAUCCUGGACUUUUACAAUGGAGAUCCGGACGUUCUUGAUCGCUGUACCUUUUUACUUCAUCCUAUUCCUCAAUCAGAGAGCAAGUUUAAAAACUGUAAAGGCAUGAUUGGCCCAGAUCCACGGCGCAUGAUUAACGGCCAACCACUUCCUAGCGCUCCUCCUCUGAUAACGCUUCCAGAGGCAGCUUCACAGAUCAUUGGUGUCAAUAAUAAACCGUUAGUCACAACACCAGGGGUACCACCUGGAAAUACCAAUGCAUCAGCAAUAAAUACCGCGAAAUCUGCUAGUGGCGGAAUUGCUCCGAAGCCAACUAUCUCAACAAAAACCAGUAAGUGUCCUUAUAAUUUUUUUGAUAACUAGGAAACUUAGCGCGUAUUGACGCGGGCGAGAUUUUAGCCAACGAUUGAUAGUCUGGGAAAAUAAUUUUCAUAAACUUUUAAAGUGACCAUUUUUUCUUCAAGCCAAGUGUCUAAAACAAAUGAAAUAUAACAGAGCGUUUCGAUAGUAGGGAGAGCAUAAACGUAGUCUCUUUUCCCGUUUUCAGGAAAAUGGUGCGUCGCAUUACACCUCAUUAACAACUUAGGAUCUUCAUUCAUACUUCACUCAUCUCUUAAACAUGAAGGGUAUCUUAUCAGUGGACGUGGUUUUAACCUUAAGCUUCUCACGGACCGGCCCGAACUACAUAGUCAUGUUAUCUUCAGUGCCGAGGAUCCAACCAGAAAUAAACUUCUUCUGAACGGCGGCCUCACUCUUUCAGAGCCAAUGGUACCAGGCUGCCCCGUAUUUUGGGACGUGUACGUUACAUCCGCGCAAGGUGUAAACUUGAAAGGUAAGCCGUAAAUGAAAGAUAACAGAGGAUGAAUCCAUAUGUUAAUAUACCGAAUGGUGAUCUCUUUUGUACUGGCAUCUUGUCGGUUUGAAUGGCAUUAAAUUCCUAAGCUGUCUUACUUUCUACUUUCUAUUACGUGAAAUCGAGAUCUUACUCCUGUUCAAACCAAAUGACCUGUGGUUAUUUAUGUGAUCUAUUACGGUAGAGCCUUUUCUUUAACUAACGGUAAUAACAAACUUUCCGAUAACAACUUGGCAGGUGAAUUAGUGGAAAAGAGGAGUUCUUUAAUGUAAUUAUAAUAACUUUCACUACAACUUACGGUCUGUGUUCAGGUAUACUUUUUGUUUAACAGGAGCCAUUUCCUCGAGUACUUCAUUUCCUUCAUCUUCUUCCACAUUGUCAAUGAAUAUUCCAGCUCCAAUCAAUCUGUCUCCUGUUCGUCCCAAAGUGUGGUCAUCAACUAUUCCUGGCACCUCGUUCUUGCCUAGAAUUUCUUCAGCCUCUCAGAUUUCCGGAUUGAUUUCAAACUCCCAAACAACCGAUAACCAGACUCAACUUCCGAUGAAGACCUCACCACCGACUUCUUCUCCUGGAGAGACUUUAACCCCUGCUUCGUCCAAAUCUAGUAAGUUUCCCUCAAAAGGGCAAACAAAUGUUUUGUACAGAGCUUAUUAGGACCAUAUUUUUUGAACCAAACACCCUGUAGCUCUCUCAAAAACAUACUGUGAAUCAAACAACAAGAAAGAACCUGAUAUCUGAGGGUUUUUAUUUCCAAAUGUCUUCUAUAUAUUUUUCUUUUUCAGGCUUGUCGAGUGCUUCUUCAGCUUCCUCCUCCAUGCCGCCGCUCAAAUUUCCGGCCCCAAUUGAUGUCUCUUCCGAUCACCCCAAAAAAGAAACUCGAUUUGUUCCCUAUAGGUCACGUGGCAAUCCUCCCCCAAUUUUUAGUUCCUCUCAUAAUUAUUCAGCUGCAACCAAUUUUUCACCCACCCUGUUGAAUCCAAAGGUCUCACCGUGUCCAAAUCAAUUUGGAAGAUGUGAUAUUCCUCUUACGUCGUUAUCAGGUAAGUCCACUGAAAUGAUGGGCAGAAAACCAGUUAUGGCACUCUUCGUAUGUCGUAGAUACCCAUGUGCUUGUUGAAAGGUCAGGAUAAAAAUUCAGAUCAAGAACCGAACGAAGGUAACAGCGCACAAACACCUGGUUUAGCAUUCCUUCGUCUUUGAACAUCAUAAAGAUUUUUCCUUUAUAUAAUCCUGCUGUUUUUUAGGAUCAGGUGGCUCCACUCCACCGGUCACAGACGCAGCCCCAAUUAAAAUCCCUCCUGCGUCCAAAACAUCGUUAUCUGCUAAAGUUACUAACUUUCCUGGUAAUACCUCACCCCAAACAACAUCUUAUCCUCCUUGGGAAUCUGGAGUCAUCUCAAAAUCUGUAAAUACCACUGAUGAGGUUGUAAAUCCAAAGAAGACGUCACCCUCUACUUCAUUUCCUUCCAAGAGUUCAGCCGCCGUUUUGUCCAUGCCUACUGCGCCGUCCUCGGAAAAGGGUAAAAAAGAACCGUUUUGUAUAUCGUAGAGACUCAUUAACAAUUCAGGUAAAUUUUCACAACUCGAGUUGAAUGAGCUCCUGUCUCCAUUGUAAAAUGUGCGAGCAAAAACCAUAUGAUAGCAACUGUGAAGUUAGUUCAAAAGUUAUCCGUUUUGCAGGAUCGCCAGGUCUUUGGAUUCCGCUCUGUCUGUUUCCUCCAUCAGCACCCAUGAAUGUCUCUCCUGCUGUCGCUAACCUAAAGUUGCCAUCAACCCCCUCUCCGCCUUUCCAUAAUACUUUAACCUCUACAUAUAUUUCCUCUUUUAACUCCUGCAGGUGUCAUAAAUUCUACUGCAGCCGAAAAUGUUCAGAAUCUAAAGAAGAUCACGCCACCUACCUCGUUUCCUUCAAACAGUUCAGCCUCUUUGACGCCUGAACCUGGUGCGUUGUUAUCAGAAAAGACUAAAGUAUGAUUGUUUUACAUGUCAUGAAGACUGUUACUUUACCCUUCGCGUGAAUUAUUUUUCCUUAAUUUAACUAGAGUUUUGAAACGUUUUAAUAAUCAAGGUACAAAAUAUCUCAGUUUCUUUUCUAUUUCAAAUUAAAGGGCACUAAAAGAUAUGCCCGUCACCAGAAGGUCAUAGGUGUUUAAAAUAAUAGUAAGCUCUGCGUUCUAGUUUUCUUAAAUUCAGAUACCGUUCUUUUAAGUAACACGCGCACAGAAAUUUUAUGUGACCCUUAGGUUCUUUGAGCACCAAGAUCCCUGCAAAAGUUUGGACUCCACUUUUUUUAUUCUUAUGAAAACAACUUGCAUAUGUACUUUCACGCAUUGCAAUAUGUUGCAGGAUGCUAGAAAUAGCUCCCAUGGUCAGGAAGCCCCAAAGUUUCCAUAAUUGUUAUAUUUAAGGGAGCCAUAGUUAACUCUAUUAGCAGUUGCCAGUAACCGUUACAGAAGAAGACGUGGUAGAAUCACAAGGAGAAAGAGUUAUGGUGGCAUGUUAUUUAAACUUACUUCAUCUUGUUACCAGGUACUGCUUCGUCAGGCUGUUCAUCGGCGUUUCCUGCGUCUCUGCUGAGGGUACAAUUUCCUCCACGAGUACCUGUCGAUAGUUCCGCGCCUUGUCCUUCUAUCCCUCACGAACGUCCUCCAUCUUCUUCUAAUGGCUCCUUCCCGCCAGAAUCUUUAGGUACUCCAGAGAAUUCCCCUUCUUACUCCUGGCAUUUUGUUCCACAAACUCCAUCAAAUCAAAACAGUAAAGUCAAGCUAUUUAGCAGUUUUACAAAAUUAUAAAAAAAGUAUUUAACUCAUGAGAAUUACAGAUUUUGUAUUAUCAAUUUUCACAGAAGACUCGUCAAACUCCACAGCAGUCCCUUCCUCUUGGUCACGGCCAGUAAAACGUCCAAAUCCAACAGAAUCUCCACCUCUCAAGAAUUCUUCCAUUCUUCUACCUGCGGGUCGGACUGUUAACUUAUCAUCGCCUCUUCCUCCAUCUAGUUCCCAGGUAACCUCUUUCCCCUCAGCAGUUUCUGGUUUCCCUGAGGCUCCAGCAGAUCUUGAUGACCUAAUGACUAUUGUUGCUCCGCCCCGGAUGUCGAAGGCAACAUCUUUAGCAUCGUUCCCUUCUGCAGCGGGUUCCCCUUCUUAUUCCGCUUCAGAAGCUCCAUCCACAAAAUGUGAGUAAACAAUUUUUUCAAAAUAAAUUUUUAUCAUUUGUUUUUAUAAUUGCUUGACGUUGUAGAUUUGCAAAAUAUUCCACGCGGUUUUCAGUUUUGUAGUUCAGAAGAGUUCGUAAACAAGACAAUACAUUGAAGAGAAAUACUGAAAACCAAAAAGAUAUUAAAACUUGACACUGAUAAUUCUAUUCUUGCCAUUAUAGUUUGAAAGUGUUAUGCAUAAGAUAGAUAUUUUCUGAGGGAUACUGUUUUCAUUGAAGAAACACACGAUCAUCCUUAGAAAAGGUUUUGCCCCCAUUAUGGAUCAGCCAGGCCACAGAGGCCAUAAAGCCCUUAAUGAAUUACAUACCGUAUCCAAUAUUCCACGUCUAGGUUUUGAAUCUCAUAUAACGUCAGUACUAUUUUCUUCCAGCGUGUUCAAACAGAUGCAGCAGGACAAGAAUAUGCCUUCCUUUCUGCCCGAUGCGCUGUUGUAAACAACGUUUGGUCAGCAGCGAUUCAAAAGAUAACCAAUCUUCCACAUUGUCGGUGCCUUCCAUGGAAAAAAAAUGAACAUAAAUAGAAAAAUAUUUAUUAAAAAAAGGAAGUGACCGCUAGUUUUAAUAAUUUUCCAUUUGAACCGACAGGAUUUAACUUUGAAAUGAUCAACCAGUGAACUGUAAUCAAUUAUUACAAUUAAAGUAUGAAAAUCGCUUUGGCCAUCACAAUCAUUGAAACGUGGCGACUAAGAUAGUUGACUUCUUUGAAAUUUGAAGAAAGUUCUCUAUCAAACUAUCAACAGCUUGGGGUGCGUCAAAAGCAUCGUGAACUAAAUUCAAACUUAACACUACUUUUGCCCACAAUGCAUUUGUUAAAAUUACAAGCAGCCCCUUACCAGCUUUUAUUUCAUAUUAGUAGCAUCGAAAUUGUGAUAUUGAUGAUCUUCGCAAUCAACUCAAAUUUGUGUCAAAAUUGGUAUUAUUCUAGGCGAAGCAAAAUCAAACAAUACAUCUCACGCGAAAAAAAAAACAUAGUUAAGUUAUGUGACCCAUGUAGCACCAGGACCACCUUCCUUGAACACUUCCGAAUACAGGUGGCAUGUCAAGCCUAUUCAAGUGCAUUUCAUCGUUUUGGAAAUUGCAACUUGGGAUGAAGUUUUCAUCGAUCAUCGUCUCUUUUAAACUCUACUUCUUAGUUAUCUUGUCAUUUUCAAGAGGUGGGGAAAAAGGAAACAAAUCUAGAGAUUCAACAGGUAGGAUGUUUUUUAAUGUAGUUUUAACCAAACAGUGAUCUGGAGACUGUUGAGAUUAAGACUUACCCAAAUUUUAUAAUAUCGGAAAAAAAUGGAUGUACCAGAUGAUCAAUCGAGUGCAUGGACACUAGAUUACGUACCAAAAGCUCAGAUUUGUCGGCUUAAGUGUAAAUUACUCUCGUAAAAACUAUCGAUUAGUAAUUAGAAGGAGGAAGUUUGGUAUUCUUGUUAAGAUAUCAGCUAAAGUCCACUACUUGCAUAAGAAAUUCCUCAAAGUAGUAAAGCUCGUGACCUUAACUUAGCUAAACGCUGGAAAUCAAAGGACAAUAAGGGAGAAUAGGAAUGCGGUUCAACUGCACGCGUUGAAAGGCACAGAAAAUUAAGAAAAUAAGUACAUUUUGUUACUUUGGUGUUUAACACUGUAUUUUUGACAAGGUUAAAAAGUUCACCCCGGCACGCGCAAGUUAAGGAACCGCACGAACAGUUUCAAUUCAAAGCUAUUUCUUGGACACCACGGCGGUUACAUUGUGUGUCAACCUCGCGCUUAAAAUCAACCAAGUCAGUCGUAACCGCUUCUUUCCAUUUUAUUUUAAAUAAUAUGAUUAUUUUGCUGAGUUUACAGGGUUAUUCAGGAAUCACACUACACCUGCACAAAAACUAAUAAUUAAUUAAGUUUGAAAUUAAAGAUAACAUAAACAUCCUAAUGUAAUUUUGUCUCACCAAGGACAUAGAAAGUAAGCAGAGAAAAUAAAUUAAUCAGUUAAAAGAGGAAAUGAGAAGGGACAAUGUUUAGAAAGUUAACAGUCAAAAGAAGGCAACAAUAUUGAUUUAAUUAGUAUCCGUCAUUUUCAUACGCGCUACAGGGAGCUUACAUUCCGUGACUGGAGCGGUUUUUUGUUUGUCUCUAAAUCACGGCAGGUGAUGGCGACAUAAACUACUUUCCAUUGUACGAUUUUGUGCCUCCCCUUUGAUGACAAAACUUUACCGAAAUGGCAACAACGUCACUCAAGUUUACACAUCUCAAAAGCCAAACAUCAUUGACAAACCUCGUUAUGAGUUCGAUAACUUGUUUAAUUAGGCAACAAAACAAAGGUUGAAAUUUAGAAUAUUCAAAAAGUUAUUCUGGAGCAUUUCGUUGUACUCGAUCGUUCAAUACAGGUAAAAGCAACAGAGGGCACUUUAUGGGACCUCGGAAAGGGUGACCAUGACUACCUUCAUGAGAGAUAAGGUAUAGAAACUGUUAUAUUAAAUUACUUUAAGGGGCGAUUGCAUAAGACAGGUUUGCUUUAUAGAAGUAAGAACGACAUUUUUGAAGCAUUUAUUCAUGAAGUUUCCACUGACAGUUGACGGCCAACAUGGAUUGAUAAGACAACGGCGAACAGCGUCAACUUUUGGCAGCAUCGAAAGAGGACCUUGUAGACACAGUGAGUAUCAUCGUUACAAUCGUUAAAUGAACGUUUAACAUUGCAUUGUAACACAGCAUGACUUUUCAUCUUUAAACUGGGUCGGUUCAGCGAUUAUGGGAGAAGUGGGUAAAAUCAAAAUUAAUUUUUGGCUGGAUAAACUUUCUAUUUUUUAAAAAGUUUCAUAAAUGCUGCGACAUAGUUUGAAUAAAGAUAAAGUUCACUUCGCAAGCAAAAAGGUUUCACUCUGUUUUUUUCACACUUUCCUUUCAGUGACCCAUGGCGUAUACUUGGAGAGAUGGGACAGAAUCGACUACAAGCGUGUCAAAUUUCUACUGGCUGAUCGGCGCUAUCCAAAUCUACCAAGUUUUGCGACAUGUGUUAAAACAUUUGAACAGCCUUCAAAGUGGGGAGAUUUCUUUGGCUCUCGUUUAAGGACAUACUUUGUUCCUCUGCAAACAGGAUACCACUAUUUCUAUCUUUGUAAGAAACUUCUCCUUUUCAAAUAACUAAGUUAAAGAGACGGCCCAUCAUAGUUGAAAUUGAGAGCUAAACCGCAUGGAACGUAUGAAGGAACACGUAUGCUCUGUUAACCUUAUUGGCUGGUAGUCAGGUGAAACAACAGUUCUCAGCUUGUUUAAAUACACUGCUGGAAGAUAACCAUCAUACAAAUCACAAGCUAAUGGUUCAGCAGUUUUUGAUAAUUCGCUAAACAACUCAUAAGGCAGGUUCAUACACUCGUGAGACCUUCAACCUGUCAUCAAUCGUCUUUUUCGACGCAUGAAUCUCUCCAAAGGGAUAAUCACUUCUAUACUAUAUAAGCGAAUAAUAUUCUUAACGUUUUUAAAUUCAAACACUUUUCCCCUGCACGUCCAAUGAUCCGUUAAUCCGUUUUUAAUGGUGUUGUUUGCACGCGUGGAGCAGGAAAUGUAUCAUGAGUUUCUUAGCGUAUUUCAUCCAUUAGUUUCCCAUUAUUUCAAUCGUGAUCAGGACAAAAGUUUACUUUCGCCGAUGAACAAUUUACUCUUUUGGCUUACGGAACAGAAACGUCCUGGAGAAAGGUUCCUACAUAAUCGAUGAUUAUCAUUUACUUUAGCAUCAAAUGCUGGAAGCGAACUCUACAUCAGCCAAAACGAAAAACCAGAGAUGAAGUCAAAGAUUAGUGCAAUAGAUGGCGGGUUUGCCACUUAUCAGUAUGAGUUCAAUAGGUGAGGUAAAUUAAAGUAUCUAUUAUAUGGUGAUAAGUUUCUAUGUUUCUUAGGAAGACUUAAGCGCAGAGGCUUAAAUUUUUUUGAACGCAUUGGAAAUAUUUUCAGCUGUGGUGUAUUAAUUUUUUUAAUGGUCAAAUCCCGACAUGAAUAAUUUCAAGCAACAUUUCAGUGGUGGUACCUUUGAAAGAAUAAAAGCUUAGUUUUUCGUUUCAUACUCUGAAACGGUGGAGGGGCGUGCAUGCAUGCCCACAACACCGGACACAAGCUACACUGGAACGAAGUCAAGUUUAUUGAUAGUGACCCUUAUUACUACACGCGCAGGGUCAAAGAGGCAAUUCAUAUAAGAGCAUCAUGCGUAUAAGGUCACGCAUGACCAGUCGACCUCUUCGCCUGAAGAAGACUAGCAGUAUGCAGUCGAAACUUCGCGACCUACAUCACACUUGACUACAUCGUGAGACAAACGAAAAACGUAGCUUUUAUUGUUAUUCACCACGAUGAAUAACCACAACCUUUUCUCGUAUUUUCACAACUUGUUUUCGGAAAAAAUUGAGUACGGUUAUUUAAAUUCAAUUCCAGGUUUAUCAGUCAAAAAUCUCUCCCAGUUUACCUAGUAAAAGGUAAAUAUUAUUACAUGGAGGCUGUAUUCAAAGAUGAUCAUCAAAACGACCACCUAGAAGUGGCUUUAAAGACACCGGACGGAACUUUUUACAAAGUGAUUCCCUCAACGUUCUUAUGGACUACACUGCCGCCACCGCCUGGUAGGUGAAUUUUGUACUCUUCUUUACAAUAGAAAUAAUACACGCAAUCACGACUGAAAAUUGCCCUUGGGCCAAAGGAUAGGGAAAAUAACCUCCAGUGAGGCAGUGAAAUUUCCGUUGAGUCGUGUAUUAUUUUCUUUUCGGAGCAGCUUUUAAACGAGUUGCUAUUUUACCUUUUCCCCAUUUUAAUUCUCAGCCAGAAACUUUACCAAUAUAGCCAUUUUACUCCGAGUGGCCGCGCGAGCUGGUGCAAGAGCUGGUCUUGCAUUCGGAGCGAAUUGGGCGAGAAAGAGCGGAAAAAAAGCAGGCGCUAAGGCUGGUGCCGUUUCUGGGGAGGAAGCAGGAGCAUCAGCGGGAGCCCGCGCAGGUGUAAAAGCAGCGAUAAAGAUGACAGUAGAGACACUAGAAAAAAUAUUUAAUAAACUUCAUGGAAAUGACGGGCAUAAUUUUAAGAUUCUUGUGAAGAAUGCCACUGUGGUUUCUGUGAGUGGUCCCGGGAUGAAAAGUGCAGGGAGAGCUGGCUCUGCUGCAGCAGCUGUAGCGUUAGGAGCAGCUGGGAGUGCUGUAGGGCUAGGGACAGGAGAAAACACAGGAGCUGCUGGAUCAGCGGGAAAGGCUGGAGCUGUUGGUGCUGGAGGAGCCGGAGAAGGUGGAGGAGCUGGAGGAGGUGGAGGAGCUGGGGGAGCUGGAGGAGGUGGAGCAGCUGGAGAAGCUGGAGGGGCUGGAGGAGCUGGAGGGGCUGGAGGAGCUGGAGGGGCUGGAGGAGCUGGAGUAGCUGGAGAAGGUGGAGGCAGUGCCGCAGCUACUGGUGGUGGUGGAAAUACAAGAGGCACGAGCGGAGGAGUAAUAUCAGGGAAAGGAGGAGGCGGAGGUAUAGCUGGUACUGCACCAACUAGUAGUGGUGUUGGUGUAGCAGGUGGAGGGAUGGCAGGUGAAGUCACGGGAGUUUCUCAGGUUACAUCAGGAGCAAGCUCCAUAAGCAGUGGUGUUGCUGCAAGUGUUGGUGAAGUAGAAAUAGACGGCAGGACGUUUUCUCCAGAUAGGCCGUUGGUCGUGAUUCCGAGACCAGGAGAAGAUCCACAGGAACUUGCCAAUUCAAAGACGAUGCUUUGGAAAGCUGGUGGUGCUACAGCAAGUAAGCAAUUCAGAAUGUUAAACAAAUUUGUGUAUGUUUAUUAAAUGAUUUUCAAGUUAUCAUGAAAAUAUUGUUUCAAUUUUUUUUUCGCUGCACGAGUUGUUUAUUUUUUUCUGAAGUCUUAGAGGUACAAGCCACCUUCAAUUAGAGUCGAUUAUUACCGUUUUCGUUCGUUGACCAUGUCUGAGGUUCACUAUUAAGUAUUCAGGACCGUUUAUUACUUAAUUUUUAAAAAAAGUUUUGCCUAUUGAGUCAAUUGAAAAUUCCUUUUAACCAUUUCACUUUCUUGAGUGUAGCCCAAUGUAAGGAUUCCGAAAGGGUUGUUUUCAGGCUUCAAUUAAGUCUUCACAUAUAAAGUACCUUUAUUUUGGCAGUUGUGGCAGGUGCAAUGUACACCUUUCAUGCCUGGGACAUACCAUACACACAGGAGGACACCAACUUGAAUUACUGCUGGCGAUCAAUAAAUGGCAACCUUCGCAUGAACCAGUUCUGCCAGGCAUUUACAGCUCGCGUGCCUGCAAUCUAUAGCAAAGCCACCGAAAAAAACUUCAGCGUAUCUUUUGAGUCUGUGUGUCGACCCAAUCAUUUCAUACGACAGAGGAGCUACCAUUUCCAUCUUGAAAGGAGAGACGGAUCGGAGCUCUUUGGUAAAAUAAUGAUUACGAUUUGAAUGACAUAUUUCCUAUUAUUUGUAGAUUGUAAAUUUUCCAUUUUUACAUUUACAUUUUCAUUAAACUAACGGGAUCUACUUAAAAUAUAUAAUGGGCAAAUGAGAGCAAAUAGCAAUAAAAUUGCACAUGAAGGAAAAGCUUAUAUUAGUGCAUUUUUAUCGUUUUCCUCUUUACCUUCUUUCUAAUUUCACUGAAAAGCGUGAUGUAUUUCGUUUGCAGAAUCCAAGCGAAACAAUUCAAACUAAUAUUUCGGCAGUAAACGAUGUAAAUUUAAAAAAAGUAUAUAUCUAUUUUGCCGCUUGUGAAUAUUACUGUUGUCGUUGUUUUUAUUAGACAAAGACAGCUCCUUUUACAUCUUCUCGGUGAUGAAAUAUGAAAGAAACCUUCUUUUCAACGCCAUGCAUAAAGAUUGGUACAUAUGCCAAGAACUAUACAAAGUAGAAGGCCGACAGAUGGUUUUAGACUUUUACAAGGGUGAACCCGAUGUUCUUCAGCGCUGCUCCUUCUCAGUUUACCCUCUCCGGCUAGGCAGCAACAAAUUUAUGAACUGUAAGAACGUUCUUGGACCAGUGAAACAUCGCGAAAUCAAUGGUCAACCACUUCCUCAUCCCCCACAUCUGAUUCCUAUUCCUCCACCGCCGCCAUCUGCCUUGUCUCUAUGUUUGCCAGUUUGCCAGGAACAAAAGUUUCCUUCCUCAGUUGAGGUUUCUAGCGUCCCUAAAAACGCACGUAUGUCUUAUUUUUUGACAUUAAAGAAUGAUUAUCGGAUGGGUCUGUGUUAUCUGCCGAAGCUGAAGGCUAUUGUAUAUUGAUUGAAUGAUCUCGUCCAUCAGAUUUUUCAUAGUAAUUCUAAAGGAUAAUCAAAUUAUGUAUACGUAUACACGUAUACAUUCAUUUGUACGUAUGAACCCUUUCGGAUCUAUCUAUUUUCAUACCAAGCAAGUCCUAUUUUGUGCAUACAAUUGGUGGGUGUAAGCUCCUUAAGAAGGAUUAAGUUUAAGGGUAGCGCCAUUCAAACUUGUGAGAGCCUUCGCAACAAUUUUUUCCAUGCGUGUGUGUGGAUGUCGCCCACUGGCUAUACAGUUACCCAAGGGUACCCUGAGUUUCUAAGCGCUAACCCAAGUGCCUUUUAAUAUGAUUGACAUACAAUUACAUUUUUGGACCAAGAGAAAACUCACAAUUGAUUAUAGGCUCUCCAUUUUCACCUCAGGGAUAUAUGAUCAACAGAAGAUUAUAAAGAAACUUUUUCACGUACGAUUCCGUAUCAUUAUAUAAACAGUUUAAAAUCGAGUUAUGGGUUAUUGUUACAUUCACGAGAUAAUCUCUUGUUACGACCCAUUUUUGUUUCAGCUAUGUGUGUUGCAUUGCACUUCAUCAAUGACUUCGGUAGUCCAUUUAAAUUGGACUCUCCUCUUAAACACGACGGAUAUCUUGUCAAUGGGUCAGAGUUUAAACUCAGAUUCAUCGUAGACCACCCCAAGUUGCAUAGCUACGUAAAAUUCAGUGCCCGUGACCCGGCAGGUGAAAGCAGCCUUGUCUUGAAUGGAAAAUCCACUUUCUCGGAGCAAGUAGUGCCUGGCUGUCCCAUCUUUCGGAAGAUUUCAGUGAAAUCCCAACAAGGUGAUUUCACGGUCUGAAAAAUUAAACCAUACAUAUCUAUAAUCUUGAUUUCCAGAGGUUUACUUUGUGAAUAUGACCUUGAUCCAUUUUCUCUAAUUUCUCCCCGGAUGAAACUCCUUAUGAGUAUUGAAUGAUAAUUAAUAACCUUUCAGUUUGAUAUGCAUGAGAUGAUAAUUUAAAGACAAAUAAUUAACACAGUAACUUGAUACCAAGUCGUAGUGUGAGGUAAAACUGCAAUUUCAAUUGACUUUGACUUGCUUGGUCUUAAUCUCUUAGCACCUUGUAAACCGUUCUUUGUUAAUUACAGGACGUUUCCAAGAAAAAACACCAUUACCAUCAGUUACAUCUCAAGUACCGCAAGAGGAAUCUGUAGGUCUAUCACCUCAAAGACCAUCAUCACUUCUCCCAUCCCAGCUUGCACCACCCCUUUCACCUUUACCUCCGGCUUAUUCUGCUUCUCAUCCUAUCUCACCUUCAGUAUCAAAUUCUGCCAAUGUUUCUGCUGCCUCAACAGCUUCACCUCUUCCUCUCUACGGUCCAGUAUCGCCAGUGCAGCGAAAAGCAGGUAAGAAUUCUUGGAAUUUUAUUUUGAUUAACCUUGGCCAUUUAGCUUUCCAGGCCCCUCUCACAUCCCUCCACAGUCCAAACGGUAUUUCUCUAACUAGAACGUUCUUCUGUUUUUACAGAUAAUGGAUCCGUUCACUAUCAUUUCCACUAUUAUCCAACAAAGACGUUUCCAAAUGGUAAAAAAAAGUAUUUGCCUGCGAAAUAAGUGUUUCACUGUGUAGAUGCAUUCUACAAUGGUUGGGAGACGUAUUUUGACUUAUUCACUCUAACUCUAUUAUCUCCCCUCUGGAAGUAAAUUUCCACAAUUUUCGGCGAAAAUGACCAAGUAAGCCGUACAAGAUUACGACAACAAUUAACGUAGAAAAAGGUGGAAGCAUUAGCUCCUAGAUAUAUUAUGGACAAUGGGAUGGUCUUUUCCAGUAAGAUUUCAAGAAUGCUAAAAUAAAUUUGCAUAGCACAUCAAAGCGCAUUGGGAAUUUAUUGGGAAUUUAAAUGCAACAUAGGCGCGAGUAAAAUGUUUUUGCUUACAACUAAAUUUUUCUUGAAUUCGAUAAUUUUCUCCUAUUUUCUCCUCCUCCUUGGCAACUUAACAUACUAAAGUGAAAAGUGACCUUAUUGUUUGAUCAAAAAUUGUUUUAAGUAACUUUCAUGUUGCAACUUUCUGCAGAAGUUUUACUCACAAACAAAUAUAUCCCUUGCAGGUUGUCCAAGCAGAUGUUCCAAUUCGGCCCUAUGCCCUUCUCUCUCCUGUCCGUUACAAUGUUGUAAGCCAGAUCUUGACGAAUAUAUUGACGAUCAACUUAAGAAAUAACCACUCUAUCUAAUCUGAUCAGUUUAUCAUUGGUCUAUAAUCGAACGUCGGCAGCCAACGUGCAAGGAGGGGGAUUUGUUUUAAAAAUAUAUAAAAGGUCAAUCACUAAUAGUAGGAGACUCGUUCCUCUCUCCGCCUGCAUCUCCAGAAUUAAAAGGCUCAGGUAGGUCGAGCGGCCUCGAAUAAACUGACGUGGCCGCAGCAGAUGUUAACAAGGCAACGACGUACAGAGAAUCUACCAGAGGAGCCAUCCUCUUUUACUUCAGUUCCAUACUAGAGGAAUUAUCUUAAAUAAAGAAAUCCAAAACGAUACCUUGAAAGUGCUUUCUUCACAACGGCUGCCAUACGACAUUUUCUGCUGAAAAUAGUUUUUAUAUUGUUUGUUUUUGUAUCUAGGUUGUCCAUUUAAGGCCAACCAAUCGAUAAAAGGCUAAUUUAAUGACUCUGUCUGGUAAUCGAAGGUAUCUUGAGUAGCGAUUGGUUUUAAGGAACUCUUCUUGGGUUGCUGUGUAACAGUUUAACUUGCAGCUAGUUUCAUGAAAUAGAUAGCAAAAUAGAAUAAUUUUAAUUUUCACUCUAUUUUCAAUGACCAUUCGUGUCCAUGGACACAUUUUGUUUUUUUUUCUCAAGUGAUAAGCAUCUUAUUUCUCCUUAUGCUGUUUAAAUAAGUAAGCAGCUAGACUGGUGGUCGCCAUUGAGGUUGCCUAGUUUCUACGGUGAGUUGCGCUAAUUUAAAGGAAGGAAAGAAAUGUCCAUCAAAUACUGUUUUUUUUGAAAGAGAAAACACAAGAACGCCUCCUUUAACAUGUAAAUAUUCGAUAUUAAUAAAGAUUACUAAGGAAGGCCGUGAUGGAAAAAAAAAACUGGCAAGUAUAGCUACAUAAAAAUCGUGUUUUACCAAAAUGUUAACGUUGGACGCUCUGAUGAGUCACAAUUUAUAAGGGUAAUGUAUGGCCGCAUUUGGCAAACUGAUCAAGUUUGAUUCACUCCAGAGACAGUUGUCAAGUUCUUUUCAUGGUACUCCACAAACAUUUCACUGCACGUUUAAAUUUGGCUAAUAGCAAUUCACAUGAGUGGUAUUACAUGCCACGUACGGUAAAACGGGAGUUGAAAUGCGAUUCUUUAAUCUAGUGAUAAUUUUAAAAGAAUGCGAAAUAGCGUCUAUUUGUGACCACAAGUCAUAAAAAAAAGAAUCACAUACACAUUCUCAUAUUUGAUGUAUCCAUCAAUUUACAAAGAAAAACUCUUGAUGAAAAAUUGUUCGCGAGUUACGUGACCAAUCAGAAACCCUUUGUUAGUCAGCAGGUGCCGGAAGAAACUAAGUAAAUCUGUAGAAAGUGCGAUUAAAUCGUUACAUCUUAUGUCUAUUUAGCCAUCUGAAACCUGGUAUGAAGUUUUCAUCUAUCAUUGCUUAUGCUGAACUGUACGCUUUGUUUAUGGUGUUAUUUUCAAAGGGUGAUAAAAACGGAAGAAAAUCAAGAGAUUCAGCAGGUAGGCGUAUUUGUUGUCACCAGCGAAAUUUUAGAAUCCAUUCACUGUUUUGUAAAUCUGCGUACUUUUCGAGUACUGGAAGUGAACGCCUCCCCUAAUUUAAAUACAACUAUGGGCAUAUAAUCAAAUAUUUGAAAGUAUACUUUGCCGCCGACUCGUUCGAAACAUGAGGGACCCCUGCGGCGUGCUCUUAAGUACCGUGUCAAACACAGUUAGAGUUAAAUUUAAAUUUUAUCGCGUUAGAGAGUGUAUGUGGAAACAUGAACAUGGUAAAGUGAGCUUAUUGAUUUAGAAUAAAGGGAUAGGUUUCUAAGAAAACUGUGGUGUUGGGUCGGUGGGAGUCAAAACAAGAUAAUUCGAUUUUAUCAGCUGGGUUGGUAAUGUGAAUUGGCCACCGUACAGCGAUUCUAGACCUUAAGUUUCGAGCGCUAGCCUCUUGUAAGGGCGAAUGGCCAAAAACUAAAGGCUCUGAAGAGGGAUUAACGCUCAUUAUCAACUCAACUGAUGAAACCAAAUAACCUUAUUGACUUAGACAUUGAUCAGACUUCCUUUUGUAUCUACUCUACUUCUACUUGAUUUUAGUCUAGGAUCAACUGUCUUCGUAAAUUUGAAGCUCUUUCCGCUUAAAUUAUCAUCAUCCCUAAAUAUCAACUUCUCAUACUUCGUAACUAUAUUUACUUCGUUAGAUUCUCCUGUUUGGUUAGCACAAAUUUUAAAAUGAAAUAUAUAACUCUAAGCUUGCUCUAGACUGGAUUGGUGAGAGUCAGGAAAAUAAUAAAUUAUUUUAGAUUAGAUUUAACUCGAACAAAAAGAUGUUGAUCUAAACGAAUGAUCAACCGUAUACUGCAGGUCCUUUUUUGUAUGGUCAACUGAGCGCUAACUCUUAAACUUCGUAAAGCAUAGCAAGCUUCAUUUCACAACCAUUGACUGCGUUUUGAGAUUGCUUAGGAACCUGGUCGCUAGAUUGUAAAAUAAACGAUUAGCUCGUGACAUGGUUGCACACCAAUGUAUCAAUUCAAACUGAGGCGCGUAGCUGACUUAUCCAGAGUUGUUUGUUAACAGCGCAAUUUGGUUUUCGCCAGUUAAGUUCAUUCCUGAGAAGUCGUGCACUUGCGGCCAGAGUUUUCUUUGGAUAUUUUUAAAAUUGAACCACAGCAUAUACAUUUUAAUGCCGGGGAUGGUGGAGCUUAUUCCUUCUUCAAAGUACGAAUUUUCUCUUGUUUUUGAUUAAAGUAUGUAAUGCCCACACUUACUUAGCUUGUUACUGACAACGGAGUCCACAUUAUUUCGACUGAUACUUAAGCAUUUGGUAAAUUUUGUUUUCCUUCAUUUUAGAUAUUGUAAUAAAAAAAAUUCGGAUUUCUGUCUGAACUGAGCCUUGGAAACGAAUUUUUCUUCCACUGAUAGUUGACGACGGACUGCUAAGACGAAGGCGGGCGUAUAGAUUUGGAAGCACGAACGAAGGACCUUGCGCUAACAGUAAGUUACAUCGCGAAGACUUUGUCCUCAGAAAGUUCUUAAUUCCUUUACAACAUAGAUCAAAAUCUUACAAACUCUUUGAUUUUUUUUGCCACAACAGAGCUGUCUGAGGUGCUUGCGUCUGCAACAAAAAGCCACAAUGUAUUGGUUUUUUUUGACGAGAUAAUCGAUGCUAUCUUGACCAAUCGGCUUGCGAUCAAUAUCUCUAUUACUUCACAAUAAAUACAAUGUUAUAGACAGAUUAUUCCAUAAAGAAUGUAGUGUACCGCUUUUUUCCUACCUCGUUAAUUUCUUGCUUUUGUUAUUUUAGAAUAAAAAUCUACUUGGUAUUUCCGCAUGUAAAGUGUAACUUUUUGCAUUUGAGAUCUACAUCAUAGUAGACGUUUUGGUGCGUAGUAUCGCUGAGUAUUUUUACGACUUGUCCUGUACUUUGACGAGCCCGAAGGCGAGUCAAAAUACAAACCACACAUGAGACAGGACAAGCAAAGCAGAUACAGAAGCGUAGAACGCGCAGCUGACAGGUUAAACAAAGUUUUUACAGUACAAAGAGAAAACAGCUGUCCUAAUAUCGCAUAAUAUUUGUGCCCGAUUCGCUUGUUAUCUGUAUUCUGCUUACUGACCAAUGCAUUACUGGCCAAAGAAAAAAAAUUGAAAAUGAAUUUAAAAUGAAGUGGAUUUGAAAAAUCUACUCCAGAAUAACAGAACUACUCGUUUCAUGUUACACACAAAUAAAGCUGCACUCUUCCUUAUAAUUGAUUAAAAGGAGUUUUAUUUUAAUUUCAGUGGCCCAUGGUGUUUACCUGGAGAGAUGGGACAGAAUAGAUUACAAACGUGUCAAAUUUCUAUUGGCAGAUCCGCGAUUCCCAAACCUGCCAAGUUUAUCAAUAUGUCUUCCAACAUUUGAACAGCCUUCUAAGUGGGGAGAUUUCUUUGGGACCCGUUUGAGAACUUAUUUUGUUCCCCUUCAAACUGGAAACCACUAUUUCUAUCUUUGUAAGACGUUCACACUUGUACUAAUAAUCUGCGAAUAUAAGAACAUAAACAUAGUAUUGCGUGAUGCAUUCUCAAUGGGCUUAAUUGUCAUGGGCGAGUAUCGCGCACGCAUUAACAACGUGGCCGUCUUCAUUAUAGUCCGAGGUUACCAACGAGGGAAACCGUGAUUUUCUCGUAGACGGUCGCGAUGAUAGCACCAUUUGAUCAGCGUUAAUUACCCCAAACGGAAAAACAUUUACUUUAAGGAAGAACUGUGAUCAAUAGGAGCUGAAUUAAUUACUUAUCAGGAUGACAUGGAACCCUACCUAUAGAACUAGAGGGGGAGAGAGAGAGUUAUUUAAAGUUUGAAACGAAUGAACUGAAGGCCAAGGCUCCAGCUCGCGGAGAUAAUCGUAGUUUUUAUCGUGCAAUUUCGAUAUUUCCGGUAAGGUUAUUCGAGUUUUGCACGUUUUCCGUGUACGUGGGAUACUCGAUAAUACUGCCUUUUUAGAUGUCUUUGGUACAACUAUCAAUUAUGCCGAGUAGGAAAGAACUUGGAUAGUUUGUUUAUUUAAAGAAGCUACCAGAAUACAGUGCAGCAACUAACCAACAAACUAAGCAGAAAGACAAAAAGCAUCUUAUCAUCUUUUAGACCACAACAGGUGCUUUGAAGGCACUGAUCCCGUUGUGAGUUAGGUAUGCAAAGAUACAGGAAAGGACCUAACGCUCUCUUGCAACGACAUCCAAACGAUUCUUAUCAGACUCUUGUUAAACGACGAAAUUUUUUUAAAUUUCCCUGCUACGUUCUAGCAUCUGAUGCUGGGAGCAGACUCUACCUCAGCCCAGACGAAACGCCAAAGAUGAAGGCACAGAUUAAUGCCAUAUUUGGUGGCUUUGCCACGUAUCACUACGAGUAUAAUAGGUAAUAGUAAUUGAGAAAUUACUUCUUUGUACAAGAUACUUCAAAAAAUGCCGUUAAGUAAUACCUUAUUCCUUUAUGCAAUCUGAUGCAAUUUCUAAACAUUUUUCUGUUUUACUUCAUCGUUAGAUGAAAUUUGAUUGUUAUUUGACUAGCUUACUGGCUUCCGUGACGCGCAUGUCAUUUUGAGAGUGAAUAUGGGAAGUACAUGGCCUGUUCGACAAUCUCUGGAGUUCAGGGCUGUUGAAGUUUUUUUUGCUAAAAGUCAGCUAUUUAUCAAUCAUCACGAUUAUCGAAGUUAACACUUAAAAAUCCGUUUUAUGUGAUGACUGAAAGCUUGUUUAACGUUGAGUAAUUUUUUCAUAUCUACUGCAGGUUCAUUGAUCAAAAAUCCCAACCAGUCUAUCUAUUUAAGGGCAAGUACUAUUACAUGGAAGCUAUAUUCAAAGACGACCAUCAGAACGAUCACCUAGAAGUUGGAUUGAAGACUCCAGAUGGAACAUUUUAUAGAGUAAUUCCAUCAAAGUUCCUCUGGACUAAACUUCCUCCAAAACCAGGUUGGUCGAUUUUUAUUGUUUUUCAUUGUUAAUGUUUUAAAUGUAGGGUUUUCUAUCUUUUUUAAAUGUACAUUUUAGGAUAACUUAGUGAAGUCACACUAGUCCAAUUGCUAUUUUACCUAAGUAAUGUCAAAACUCUCACACGUUCGAGGGCUUAUCGCUCACACUUUCCUGUCAUUAUUUAUUAGCGCAGAAUGCUACUUACCGGGCAAUUUUACUCAAAGUGGCUGCAAGGGCUGGUGCAAGGGCCGGUUCAUCAUUUGGGGCGAAAUGGGCAAGAAAGAGUGGAGCCAGAGCUGGAGCAAAGGCUGGUGCAAUAGCAGGAAUGAAGGCUGGAGCAUCAGCGGGGGCUCGUGCAGGUGUUGAGGCUGCAAUAAAAAUGGCAUCAAAAACCCUUGAAGAAGCAUUUAACUCUCUUCAUGGUAAUGACGGGCACAAAUUUAAAAUUGUGUUCAAAAAUGGAAGUGUUGUUUCUGUAACUGGUCCGGGAAUGGAAAGUGCUCCUGGGAGAACAAGCGCCGCUGCAGCAUCAGGAACUACUGGAAGUAGUGGUAACAGUGGUGUUUCUGUAACCCCUGGAAUCGCUGGAACGGCUGGAAUAGCUGGGAAAGCCGGCACUCCGGGCACGGUCGGGACCGUUGUAGCUCCUGGAACUGGAGGUGGGGGUGGAGGAGGAGGUGGGGGCAGGGGUGGAGGAGGAGGUGGGGGCGGAGGAGGAGGUGGAGGGGGAGGUGGUGGAAGUGUCGCAGGCGCCGGAGGUGGAGCCACUGGGGGUGGUGGAGCGAUAGGUGGGGGUAUCGCAGGUGGAGGUUCAGCAGGUGGAACUGUGACAGGUGGUGGUGUUGCUAGUGGAGCAAGUGCUGUUAUUGCAGUGUCAACUGGUGGGGCUGGCACCUCUUCACAGGUUACCUCAACCACGAACUCAGCAAGUGGGAGCAGUGUAGCUGUAGGGGCUGGUGAAGAAGAAGUCGAUAGUUACGCCCUGUCACCUGAAAGGCCAUUAACGAUAAUUCCAAGAUCAGGGGAAGAUCCCCAAGCCCUCGCUACAUCACAGGCCAUGCUUUGGCCAAAAGUAGGGGGUGCAACAGGGCGUAAGUAUCCGAUUCUAAGAAUCUUUUUUUUCAAUCAUUCACCACCUAAACUGUAUCAUUAAUGAACCUCAUAUUCUUACCUAAACUCAACAUACAGGAGUGAGGCCUCAUACUAAAGACCUUAAUUUCUUUCAGUCGUCGCAAAUGCAAUGUACACAUUCCACUCAUGGGGCAUACCAUACAGACAAGAGGAAACCUAUCUAAAUAACUGUUGGCGGUCAGUGAAUGGAGUCCUCCACAUGAAGCCAUUCUGCCAAGCCUUCAUCGCUCGAGUGCCUGCUCUUUAUGUCAAGGCUACCUCAAAGAACUACUCCGUAUCCUUUGAGUCCGCGUGUAGGCCUGGUCAUUUCUUAAGACAAAAGAACUAUCAUUAUUUUCUGGAAAAGAGAGAUGGAACGGAGCUGUUUGGUGAGAUAUUCAGUACGAUUUGUUGAAUUUAUAUGCGCUAUUUCCCGAUCACACUGUCCGAGCUGUUCCUCAUAUUUGGACGAGCGUAUUCACGAUAAUAAUUAGUAGAUUCAGAUCUUUGGGUACAGUAUACCAAAGUAUAAAAAUCCAAAUGUGACUAUGCUCACGCUAAUGCACCAGUCACUAGAAUGCGGCCUGCUGAUUGCCAUACAAUCGGGUCUUGAGAGAAUCGGGUCUUGAGAGAAUGGUUUGAGUUAGUGCGGAAAUGGACUGCAUUUAGAGGAAAUAAAAUUCACCCAUCCAUGUUUUCAUCGGGCACGAUGACUCAAGUUUUCUGACCCGGAGUUAAGCAGCAAUGAAACUUGGUCUAGCACUCUGCCAUCUAGAAAAAUUAAAGACAAGGUUCUCUUGACUUUCACUUUUUGUUCAUUUCAGAUAAAGACAGCUCCUUUUACAUCUAUUCGGUGAUGAAAUAUCAUCGGAAUCUCCUUUUCAACGCCAUGCACCAAGACUGGUAUAUAUGCGAAGAGAGUAAUUGGAAAGAAAGGGAUCCUGCAAUGGUUCUUGACUUUUACAAAGGUGAGCCGGAUGUUCUACAACGUUGCUCCUUCGCUGUUUACCCGCUCUCGUUAAACAGUAACAAGUACAUGAACUGUAAAAAUGUCCUCGGUCCAGUAAAGCACAGAGAAAUUAACGGACAGUCACUGCCCCACCCACCACCUUUACUGCCACAUCUUCCUCCGCCGCCUCCUCUCUUGCCUGUAUGUUUGCCAGUGUGCCCGGCUCAAGAAGCGGGAGGAACUUCUGGAGUGGGAGGAACAUCUGCUCCGAAUUUUCCGUCCACAGUUGGAGUUUCAAGCGUCCAAGAGAGUGCACGUACGUCUCUAUUUUUAUGCAGUGUAAAAUAUGGUUUAACUCUAAUGUGUCAUUGUUACCAAAGCUGAGCUGCUCGACAUUUCCUCUUGGAUUGGGGUUUACCGCCUCCAGAAAGGCUGUCAGCCAUUGGUUUUAGUUACCCCUAGCCUCAAAAUGUGGGUCAAGUAGCACGUUCAAGCAUCGAAACGCCUGUUGCAAAAAUAUAACUCUUAACUCUAUCCAGUGUGUGCGAAACCAUAUCAAUUCGUUUGUAAAGUUGAUAAAUAAGUGCAUUCAAAACGUGUAACAGGACUUGCAAAAUUUUAAUUAGUUUACGUAUCAGCGUUUAUUGGUUUAAUGACUGAUGAGCCACAAAUAAAGUUUGAAUGGCAUGAAAAGAGUCCAAAAGCUGCUAGUUGUGCCACAGCCUGCUGAACAAACGACCCCCCCAAAAUCCCUAUUAUUUGACUUACAAUUGGAUGCAUAGGUCACUUUUAAAACAUUAAUUUAAUGAGUUGAGCUUCGCAUCUCAGAAAUAUAGCAAAAGAGGUCUGAAAGCUUAGGUCUCUGAUGGUUCACAAAAACAAAGCAGAAACUUUCUAUCGACCAAUUUACUGAGAUAUAAUUCUGUUAACAUUAUACUUUCUCUUUCUUUUUUCAGCCAUGUGCGUUGCGUUGAUUUUCAUCAACGACUUCCACGGUCCAUUUAAAAUUUAUUCCCCUCUCAAAAAAGAUGGAUAUCUCGUCAGUGGAUCAGAAUUUCAGCUAAAAUUCAUUGUAAACCGACCCGAGCUGCAUGGCGUUGUGGAAUUCAGUGCCCAAGACCCAGCAGGAAAAAGCAACCUUCUUUUAAACGGAAAAUCAAGUAUUCUGGAACCUGUAGUGCGAGAUUGUCCUAUUUUUCGGAAAAUUUCAGUGACAUCCCUACAAGGUGAUGUAAAGUGCUGGAAACUUAACAAUUUCCUUAAAAUCAUUUCAUAA